GAAAAUGGAGGAAUCCCUUCCUGCUCUCUGAGAUACAAGAAAAUGGAGGAAUCCCUUCCUGCUCUCUGAUAUACAAGAACAUGGAGGACACCCCCUCCUGUCACAUGACUUUGCAGUCAGAGACAGACAAGAAGCUGAAGAAGAAACUUCCGGAGAGAUCGGGUGGAUUAAUGAACCAUGUUCUUGGUCAUGUUGGUCUUCAUAAAUACUACAAAGUCACAUGCAAGCCAUAUGGGAAGUCUUAAGUGACUGAAAUACUUUUUUUUUUUUUUGCAGUUCAUUGGCAGAUUCACGCAGAAAAAAAACAUUGAUCCAGCCUCAGGGCAACAGGAGAAAAGUAAUUUCAAUGUUCUAGAGGUGACAAUGGCUUUAUAGUCCAAACCAUUCCUACGCAAGAGAAGCCAUUUUUGGAUUGUGAUAAAGGAUUUUACAGUGAAGGGAAAGAUCAUCACACAUCAGGUUCACAAUGGAGGAGAAGCCAUUUCCGUGUUCUGAAUGUGACAAAGCUUUUGCAACCAAGUCAAAUCUUGUCAACCACCAGAGGGUUCACACUGGAGAGAAGCCAUAUGAGUGUCCCGAAUGUGACAGAGCUUUUUCACAGAAGAGUAGUCUUAACUUGCACAUGAGCGUUCACACCGGAGCGAAGCUGCAUCAUUGUUCAGAUUGUGGCAAAGAUUUUAGAGUGAAGGCAAAUUUUAUCACACACCAGAGGAUUCACACUGGAGAGAAACCAUUUCAGUGUUCUGAAUGUGAUAAAGCUUUUAAAUCAAGGUCACAGCUGAGCAGUCACCAGGUGAUUCACACCGGAGAUAAGCCGUAUCCGUGUUCUCAAUGUGACAAAUCUUUUGUAUCCAAGAUAAGGCUUAACACACACCAGUGGAUUCACACUGGAGAGAAGCCAUAUCCAUGUUCUGAAUGUGGCAAAGCUUUUACAACUGAGAGCAAGCUUACCACACACCAGAGGAUUCACACCGGAGAGAAGCUUUAUCAGUGUUCGCAAUGUGAAAAAGCUUUUACAAGGAAGGACCACUUUAUCCUACACGAGAGGGUCCACACUAAAGAGAAGCCGUUUCAGUGUUUUGUGUGUAAAAAAUAUUUUUCGGAUAAGUCACACCUUAUCACACACCAGAGGAUUCACACUGGAGAAAGGCCAUAUCCAUGUUCAGAAUGUGACAAAGCUUUUACAACGAAGCAAGACCUUAUCAGACACCAGAGAAUUCACACUGGAGAGAGACCAUAUCAGUGUUCAGAAUGUGACAAAGCUUUUACUGCAAGUGAACACCUUAUCAUACAUCAGAGGAUUCACACCGGAGAGAGGCCGUAUCAGUGUUCUGAAUGUGAUAAAGCUUUUAGACAGAAGUCAGAUCUUAGCUCACACCAGUGGAUUCACAUUAAAAAGAGACCCAAUCGGUGUUCAGAAUUUAUCAAAGAUCUUACAACCCAGCGAGAACUCCUCCUACACUCAAAUGUCCACACCGGAGACAAUUUGACAAUUAUUUUGGAGAAUCCUCAAUGACUGAACUAUGUUUGUUUCCUUAGGAUUUUCAUCAUUCUCCAUUUUUAUGGAGCUUUGACUGAACAUGUAAUGCAUGCUCGUCCUUCACUAACUGCGCUGCGUUCCCAAGUGUUUUCUUCAUUGCCCGUUUCCGAGCUGGUACCUUAAAGCCUCGUACACACGAUCAGUCCAUCCGAUGAGAAAGGUCUG
Rana temporaria (common frog) is the source of this 1705-nucleotide messenger RNA. Its product is annotated as zinc finger protein 300-like. Gene Ontology annotation, molecular function: RNA polymerase II cis-regulatory region sequence-specific DNA binding; DNA-binding transcription activator activity, RNA polymerase II-specific. Gene Ontology annotation, cellular component: nucleus. The record is from RefSeq and is a predicted model, not a curated record. NCBI's taxonomy places the organism in Eukaryota, Metazoa, Chordata, Amphibia, Anura, Ranidae. The transcript is spliced from 2 exons. Gene Ontology annotation, biological process: regulation of transcription by RNA polymerase II. The coding region runs from base 467 to 1516 and encodes 349 amino acids.